GACUCCACAAAGCUGAAUAUUGGAGAAUCCAUACUAAAGCACUAACGUCUCAGAAAACACAACAAGCUGGAGGAUUUCGAUUGCUCAUUGGAUCAGUCGUCUCUGGGCACUAUUUUUAGAGCCCAGCCUGAUACACCUGACAUGUCAUGAAACACCCUGCCGAUCCAUGUCAUCACCACUGGAUGUCGAUGAAACAUUAUCUCCACGAUGACCUCCGCUCGGGCGUCCAACCCCCCCGUGUUGCUACGGUGCUCGAUCUGCGAGCUCUAGUGAUCUGAUCGAAUCUAGGGUGUGAAAUGUUGCAAAACAGCCACCGUGUUUUGUCCCUCGUAUUAGGCAGCAGCCCUACUCUACUCUUAAAUAUAUAUCAUCCUCUCAAAUAGAACAUUGGGACCGACAGUGUUCCUCCUAUUGUCGUAUCCAUUUCCUCUCCCUCCUUGUACAGGCAACAUAAACCAUGGACAAAAGCCUAAUGUACCUCCCACCAGAACUCCACAUGCACAUCGCAUCGUAUCUCUCCUACCCCGACGCGCUAGCCCUCAAGCACACCUGCCGCCAUUUCUACAGCCUCGUCUACACAGGCGUGCACCUCAAAGUUGACUGGCUAGUUGAGCGCUUCGAGCGCAAGCUGGAGUGUCCCAUGGAGAAGUGCUCUUUCCGCACGGACGAGUCCUUCUGCAACUGGCGCAUUCGGCGCAUCAUGGAGCGGCGACGGCGGCAUUUCGAGUGCUCGCGGUUCCGGGGUGGGUGUUUGGUGGUUGAAGGGAGGACGUGUCAGAUGGAUUUGGUGCCGACUUGGUUGAAGAGGCAGGGGCGGAUGAAGGUUGUGAAGGAUGUUGGGAAUGAAGUCUUGGUGCAUGGGGUGUUGUUCCUGUGUAUCAGCUUUUUGUGGAACUUUGGGGCGAGGUUGUUCUCGUUGUGACAGGUUGUCUCCAAAAUCACUUAGGACGCCCAUGGUGACCAUAACUAUCUGCAUUACCAUGGCAUGCCUAAUCCCACUCUGAACGCCAGCAUCAGCAUUUCCACUUCUCGCCACGCUCUACUCCAUUCUCUCUCAUCUCUCAUCUUUCUGCAUCGCGUGCCUGUUCUUAAAUGAAUGAGCUCCCGUCGUGCGAGUUGUCGCAAAGACAAGGUGC
Molecule: messenger RNA, 1136 nt
Organism: Aspergillus campestris IBT 28561
Lineage: Eukaryota; Fungi; Ascomycota; Eurotiomycetes; Eurotiales; Aspergillaceae
Exons: 3
Coding region: 458-922 (154 amino acids)
Molecular function (GO): protein binding
Source: RefSeq, a predicted model, not a curated record